This is a messenger RNA of Haliotis rubra (blacklip abalone), 4292 nucleotides long. Its product is annotated as mucin-5AC-like. NCBI's taxonomy places the organism in Eukaryota, Metazoa, Mollusca, Gastropoda, Lepetellida, Haliotidae. Gene Ontology annotation, cellular component: nucleus. Gene Ontology annotation, biological process: regulation of transcription by RNA polymerase II. The record is from RefSeq and is a predicted model, not a curated record. Gene Ontology annotation, molecular function: RNA polymerase II transcription regulatory region sequence-specific DNA binding; DNA-binding transcription factor activity, RNA polymerase II-specific. The transcript is spliced from 3 exons. The coding region runs from base 490 to 3351 and encodes 953 amino acids.
GCAGCUACAACACGCUUUAACGAAACCAUCCCGUCACUAGUGCGGACACGAACCGCGGUAUAACGAGGUCACAGUUACCAUUCCAUCGGUUACGGGAGGGGAGCUCUCCAUGCUGAAAAGGUAGCAUUUGUUGAAAGGGGAUCCGGCGGUGUUUAACACGUCCAUAUAUGGGCAGGGUACUCUCGUUUGGCCUAUUUCUUACCAAUUUGGAAAUGCACGCGAGGCUUGGCGAAAAUAAAGCUCCCGUUGCCAUGGAGAUGGCAAGGGUUUGGGGGCACAUUACUUUAGAUAGAAUCGGAAAAGUUUGUGUUGUGGGGUUCAAGCUAACUUCAUGCGUGUCGACUCGUAUUCUGAAGUUGGGAGCAGUUAAUUUGGAUAUGUCGGGCAUCUGAAGAAAUUCUUGUGUUUCACCACAAAAUGCUAGAGGAUACUUGGAGAACGGAAGGAUGUGUUUGAAGUUUGGCCUGGGAUUAUACUGAGAGUUUGACCAUGUCUCACAGGCGGAAAAGUGCUAGACCUACGAAUAAGCACUGGCGAAAUGGACCGCACACCUAUGAUCACUCUCCUACACAGUCGGCGUGCGAGGACGAGGGUGAGGACAGGUCCUCUCCAGCCCCCCACCCGGGACAGGCCAUCGAGAUACCCUCCGACAUCUUCAAGGACUUUGAGCAGCUGAAACACGUCACGAACCUGGACACCACCACCCUCAUGAGGAACCUCCUCAACGACUACCACAGAUUGCCAGCACGGUCGUCAUGGCACCGGCCUCACGUGGAGGAGGUGCAGACGGAGAGUCCAGCGUCACCAGUUGUCGACGACAAGCAAGUGAUGAAAGACUCCUCCGAGAGGAGUAUGUUUGACCUGGAGAUGAAUCACAGUUCUCCACUCGUGGACAGUGGCUUUAUAGAUCAUGGUUGUGACAGCCCUCUUGGAUCUGGGACAGAUCAACCCUUGGACCUGUCAGUUGUUGUGAAGUCGGAAAGGUCAACUCCAGAUGACGGCAUAGGCCAAGACAAGAAGACCUUUGCUGGACAGCUACAGAUGAAGCUAAUUGGAGGAGAGAGGGGUACAGCUUCUCCCACAGUGUCGGCUGCGCCUUGUGUGAUGAUGACAUCACCGGUAAUGACAUCUGACGUCAUCAUGUCCCACGUGUCCGGUCAAGGGGGGCUGGUAAUGACCUCUGCAAUGCCGAACCAGUGCAGGGUCGUGAUGUCGUCUGCCGUCCCUGGCACAGGAACCUUUUCCUUGAGCGGUGACAAGAACGAGUGUAACAUCAUGAUGCCGAUGCAGAUGUCAAUGCAGCUGCCGACAGUCACCAACGUCGAGGGAGGUCAAGGGGUUAUGACGAGCAACAUCAAUGUGGAAACAAGCAGUGGUCAGCAGAUAGUAGCCAUCCCCAUCCUCCAGACAGUGCCGGUCCAAGUCCAUGCUGCUCCAAAGUCUCAGCCCCAGCAACCUCCGCCUCCUCAGCCACAGCCACAGCUUCAGCAGUUUCAACUGCAACAGCAACCCCAGCAACCUCAACCACAACCACACGUCCCUGCCAGGAGAGGUAGAAAACCAGGAUCAGUCAACAAAGGAACUAAGGCAUCCAAACCAGCGAGGUCAAAUGAAAUGAAAGUUGUUGCUGAGAACACAAUGUUUCCUGGAGUGUAUACAAGUAUUCUCAAGCUUCCCUGGAGCCGUCGAUCUCGAACCAAGGCUCAUCUUCCAACCCCUCCAGUGCCCCCUCCAACACAACCCUCCAUGACGCUUCUGCCAGUUACGUCAUCACAGGAAUUAGCAACGUCUUCAGCACCAGCAGCUUCAGCAUCUCAUUCACCCUCUACGACACAGUCUGUGAUGAUGGUGUACCCUAAUGCUACGAUAUCUGCUUUAGGUAAGCCAGUCAGAAAGAGGGGCCGACCUCCCAAGCUUCCAGUCCUUUCCCACCUUCUUGCGGAGAAGAAGCCCAAGAAGGACACUCUAUAUACACCAGUAGCAACAACCCUUCCUAGCCAGUCCGCCUCCAUAUCCGCCGAUGGAUCAAUGUUGUCAAUACUCAGUACUCACAGUAUUGGAGCGGACACUUCAAAUGAAGAUGAUAAAUUAAAAAAACUUCAAACUGUAUCUGAAACCCAGGAUUCAAAGACCUUUCAGUUGGACACGCCAGACCAAUUCCCCACCCCAGCAUCUCAGCACCUUGAAACAUCAGACCAAGGAACUGCGACAACUAAAGGAUCAAACGGUGCGAUGUUUCAAGAGAUGCUGCUGUCUUCUAAGUCACUGAUCAACAUCAAACCAAGAAAGCGACAAUCGAGCAACCUUUUAAAAUCAGGUGAAAACUUCAUAUGUACAUCUUUCAGAAUAAGACCCAGAGGGUCAAGACACAAAGCUCCUUCAGCUUCCCCAAAGACUGCUCCUGAACAACCUACAUCUGAUCCUGACCCAGCCCCACCGAUCACCACUCCAGACAUGAACCACACAUCGCCAGAACCCCUGGAAAGGGUGACCGUGUCGCCCACCUCGACAGUAGAUGACUCCCCUCUGUCCAAGAAUAUGUUCCACGAACUGUACCACUGUAAGGUAUGCAACGAGAUAGUCCCAGCAGAUGAGAAACAGACUCACAAACAGCAGCAUGUUCCGGUCAAGUUCUUCUGCUUGACCUGCGGCUUGGAAUACUACAGUUUCCUUCAGGGCAAAGCCGGGGAGGACCCGGAUGCUCCUCAGAGCUUUCAGUGCGAGCGAUGCAGUGAGAACUACAACAGUAACCUCCCCUUGAACAGUGGCCUUCACCUUAAAACGGAGUCAUUACAAUGUGAUCUUUGUGACGAACAUUUGAAAUCUUUCUCCGAUCUCUGCGAACAUAGGAGAGAAGUACAUGGCGAUGAGAAGAGGGGGAUAGAUCAGUAUCGCUGUGACGAAUGCAGUAAGGUGUUUUUUACGGAGAAGAGUCUCGAUGCUCAUAAAGAAACCCAUGGAGAGAAAGAAGGAGAGUAUUGUGAGGACGAAAUGAAUCCGGAAGAACUGGAACUAGCGAAAGAGUUUUCUAGUAAGAAGGAAUACACCUGUGUGUAUGAUGGCUGCAAGAAGAAGUUCAUGAAGAAAUUUCAUCUCCAAGAACAUAUUCGUGUGAAACAUUUCAACAUCCGGGCAUACCGGUGCUCAUGGCCCGGAUGUUAUAAGGAGUUUGCGGCUGAGCGGCAUCUUAAGGUACACUUGCUGAUUCACAAGGAUGAGAAACCGCUAAAGUGUGACUUCUGUGACUAUAGAUGUCGCCAGCGAAAUGCCAUGAACUGGCACAUGCGCAAACACCCGGAAGCUCCUUACAGAUACCGGAAGUUUGGAAUGCUUUCCGGAUGUGAUGACUGAGGGCUUUUGACCUCUGUGACCUGGUGUCCUAGGUGAUCAUAUAAACAAUGUGAAUUCUGCCGAAACAUUUUUGCGAACAUACCUGUGAUCAAAUUAUAUGACCAAAACUAUGUUGUGUUUCAAAACAGUCGUAAGGUAUGAGGUGUCAUUUGGUGUGAAAUACUCUCGGGUGUUAUAUAUUUCGCUGGAUGCCAUUGUGAAAUCAUUUCUCACUUCAGUAUGUGAAAUAGCACAGGUAACUGCUCUAACAUUAAUUACCAGAUUCCAUUUUUGUUGCAUUUCAAAGAAUUGUCUGGAAGUGAUUUCAUUACAUUUGAUUUUAGAAAAGGAAAAAUAUUUUUUAAGAAGUCAGGAUUAACGCAAUCUAAGUUACACUCCAUGUUUGAUGAUAUUCCUCGUGGAAUCAAGAACAAACAUCUGGAUUUCUAAGGGUUAAUGAUCUCUUCACCUCAAGCAGGGGGCUGGAAACAGUUUCUCACUUUCUCAUACUCCCCUAAUAUAGGAAUUGGUUAUAUUAUAGAUCUCAUGUGCGUAUGGGCGUGUGCGUGUUUGUGUGAAUGCGUGCGUAUGUGGGCGUGCGUGCGUGCGUUCGUGUGUGUAAAUGUGCAAUACCCUCCAUUAUGUAACUACAUGUAUCACACAAUAUCGAAGUUCCCGGUACAAUGAGGUGUUGUGCACUAAUACUGUCAACAUAUUAAAUACUGUUAACAUUUUUACUUAAAUAGAUCCACUGAACUCAAACCAAUACCAUGUUCGAAUGUAUAUUACAUGUAAUCCUAAACCUCAGUCCAUGAUAUCCCCUGACAAAUGGUAAUCUUGUCUGCCGUCCAUGACAUCCCCGACAAAAGGUGAGCUUAUCUUCCGUCCAUGACAUCCCCGACAAAUGGUGAGCUUAUCUUCCGUCCAUGACAUCCCCGACAAAUGGUGAGCUUAUCUUCCGU